Messenger RNA from Hippocampus comes (tiger tail seahorse), 946 nucleotides. RefSeq names its product chromosome unknown C6orf120 homolog (gene cunh6orf120). NCBI's taxonomy places the organism in Eukaryota, Metazoa, Chordata, Actinopteri, Syngnathiformes, Syngnathidae. Bases 17 to 574 code for a protein of 185 amino acids. The record is from RefSeq and is a predicted model, not a curated record. The transcript has a single exon.
CCCCCCCCCAGUCGCAAUGACGCCGCCUCGCUUCGCCGCCAUCGUUGUCCUGCCGCUGCUGCUGCUCCGCUGCCCGCCGUGCCGGCCGGAGGACGGCGCGGCCGGCAUCCCCGCCGAGUGGGUCCUGCUCCACGUGGUGCGGGGCCAGGUGGGCGCCGGCAACUACAGCUACCUGCGGCUCAACCACGACGGCGCCGUGGUCCUGCAGAUGUCGAGCGUGACGGGCGAUGCCGACCUGUACGUGUCGGACGCCACGCUGAGGCCCAGUUUCGACGCCUACAAGCUGCAGUCGGCCACCUGCGGGCGCGACGCCGUGGUCGUGCCCGCCGAGUUCGCGCGGCCUGUGGGCGUCGCCGUCUACGGGCACCCGUCGCACCGCCGCAGUGACUUUGAGAUGAGGGUCUAUCGCGACCCCGUGGCUCCGUCGGACCCCUUUGCCGCGGGCGCCCCGGCCGACGACGCCCGCAAAACGGAGGCGGACGCCGCCGACCGCCGAGACUUUGAUGACGAGGACUCCAUGUUCUGGACCAAUCUCAUCAGACUUAUAGAAAUCAUUGUGGAAAUUCUCUUUUGAAACCAGUCGCGCGGUCUCUGGUCCCGCCCGAGUGGGCGCAUCGGAGACAAGCCCACACACACCAAAAACGAUGCUCAACAAAAAAAUCCCCACAAAACUUACGGAAAAUGCACUGGUGCAAAGCGUUCGAAACAACAACUGGAGGCCCAAUCGCAAAGCCCAUCCCUCACGUUUUAGCUUCCUUUCCGCUUGCUCGUUUCAUCUGUCUGAACGUCAAUGUCGCACACAUGUGAAGGCGUGACGUCGAUGUCACGGUCAGGUUGGGCGUCGCCUGUUAACACGUUAGUGCCCCCUUGGUGGCGUCACGUCCACCUGGGCUCGCUUUGGCCCUUUUCCAAUAGGACCUUUUCUUCAAUAAAAUUGAAAAACACU